Molecule: messenger RNA, 14722 nt
Organism: Anopheles darlingi
Lineage: Eukaryota; Metazoa; Arthropoda; Insecta; Diptera; Culicidae
Product: mucin-5AC
Exons: 5
Coding region: 1907-10477 (2856 amino acids)
Molecular function (GO): protein binding
Source: RefSeq, a predicted model, not a curated record
AAAGUGUGAUAUAAUCAUUUGCAAUUGCAUCUCUCGUUGCUGCUGCUGCUGUUGCUGCACCGCUGCACUGUGCAUUACGGCGGCGGCGGAGGCAGAGGCAGCGGCGGGGUGGAUGCAAAAUACUUCGGAGCUCUUCGAUUGGUUCGAUGCUUUCUUCUUCUCUCGCUCUCGCUCUCCUGCUCUCUCUCACUCUUUCUCUCACUAUCUCUCGAAAUGUGUCAGUAAAAUCUCCCAUCGUGUGUGUUCGCUAACACCAUUUCGCUCUCUGGCAUUUUCCGACAGGCGUAGUAGACAAAGUAGUGGCCAAAGUGUGUUCAACAAGGAAGAGAGGCCGAAAAAUUAGAGGGCACGGAACAGAAACAGUUUGCUGGUUGGUGGUACGGGGUCCUCACGAACAACAACGGACCUGAUAACAAACGCAUCGUACGUCGUACAGUACGGCAUGUAGAGCGAACAACAUAAGAGACAAAAGAAACAUGAUCAACAGUAACUGGCCUCGCACACUCAGGAAAUGAGCAUCGAAAAUCGUACACGUGGUAACUAUCGUCGCCGAGAGAUACCGUAACAAACCCAGAAGAAAUACUUCUCCCAGCCUCCUCCAACGCUAACGGCAGUGCUCGCUCGUGAUCCUUCUGGACGUGCUAGGGUAAAGAAUGGGCCUGCCGUGAGGAAACGAAACUAAAGGAUUUAAACCGCAAAACGUUUGCACACAUAGCAGGCGGAGCUGAACAAGCUUAGGAAAAACCAAGAGAAGGAUAAAGUACCGUGUCAUACUUGAUCGCUGAGCGAAGAUUGAUCUAGGCGUGCGUGCGAGAGCGUCUGCCAAUCAAACAAACAACCGGAAAAAGGAUACACGCUCUUUUCGAUGCACUUCUUCCAGCCCGUGACUUUAAGUGGCGUGCGUGUAGAAGUAUUUCACUCAGCGCAUGGAAGCACCAGUCAUGCAACAACGUAAAAGGUGAACGACUGAAAAGACUUAUUAGUGGUCGGUACUUAAAACAAAACCGGACGGACUUGUGUGUACGAAUGUGUUUGUGUGCGUGUCUGUGCUAAGGCUUUUUGUGUGUUCGCAAGCGAAAAGAAUGGUAUCGCACGGCUUAAACAGAGAAUAAGGAACAAAAAUAAAUGGUGGUGGAAGCGUGCGCCUUCUCAACGCGACAGUGAACCUAAUCCCUAGAUAGCUAACCGGAUAAUCGAACAAAAAAGAAGGAAAAACAAAGCGGGAUCCUCUCUGGUGAUCGACUGUGUUGUGUAGUAGUAGUACCGUGGGGUGCUCAUAGGGAACCACGCGAAAAAUAAAACGCAUAGUAAGCGGCGCAACGAACGCAGAAGGCGGGUAGUGAUCAAGGAAAAAUCUCGUUCGCACAGAACAGAUGAUUGUUGGUGGGUUAUAUAUAUAGCCAUUUCUGGUUACUAAAAUUAGUUUUGCGCCCUGCAAACCAGGCGGUGUGAGACACGAGAAACGGCUGAUCAAACGGUUAAAGUAGGCGGCAAGCAGACUGCUGUUAUUCGGCAGCACAGGACAGACAGAAGAUACGGAUACUGACGAAGAGAACGGCACGGGGGUUCGCCGGACCGGCGAAAAAAAAACCGCGAAAUUGUCGAACCCGAUGUCGAUUGUUGUGUUGGAGCUGAACUGUGUGAAUUAUGAAAGCACCGUGUAAUGCGCACUGGGGUGUAACUAGUGUGAGCGUGUAGUCCGGUGACGCCUGGCAUACGAAGGAAGUCGGUGACAGUGACCAACUCCACCGACCAUCGGUAGCCUAAACGAGAGGACACGCUUUGCGACCGAUGCUUGUAAUUGAUUCAUUGCAAACUUUGAAAAAAGAAGAAAAAAAGAAUACACCAAUAGCUAAUCCGCCGGAAACAGAUACUUGCCACGGUGGGGUGGAAAAGUUGUAAGAAAAUGAAUAUAGAUCCAACAAAGGCACCAGAAAAGGAGCAGAACCAGCAGCAGCAGCAGCAGCAGCAGCAACAACAGGAACAAGAACACGAGCAGCGGCAGCAGCCAUCAACCGGAAAUUCAGAUGGGGCACUAGCGUUACUCAUCUCACCAUCCUCACCGUCAUCGGCCUCUACCGUUUCACCUACCGUUUCUUCGAUUUCGAAAAAUAGCAGCACAGACGAAAUCGAUGAAAAUACGGCCGACGUUGAGCAGCAACCGCAGCAACCUCAGUCGCCUAACCCUGUGAUCGAACAACAUGUUACAGCAAGUGAGGAGCCAUCCCAAACGGAAACUGAAAAGCAGCCGGUCUGUAACGAUAAUGGCAAACAACACCGAGGUAGCGGCAUGUGCUACGAGCAGAGCUAUCAACGUUUAUCCCAAGUGGAAGAGCAGGAAACAAUCGCUCACGAAACAGCCAGGCCAGAGGAGACCGAAAAGACGCAGGAGAGUAUCGAGAUGGACCCCGAUUGUUUACCGACACCAACAGACACACUGCUGGCUCAGUGCAUUCCGGACAGCAACGUAACCACCGAAACGGAAAUCGAGCGAAGGGAUAGAUACGACGAAGUUGGUAAGGAGGAACCUACGGUUGCUAAUGUCACUAAUUUGGUAUGCGUUCGGAAGAAUGUGAUGGACGGUGGAAAGAAUACUACGGAGAGCCACACAACGGAACAGGAAUUCACCACGGAAGCCUUAAAACCUCGACAGUUAUCAUCAAGCUCUUCUUCCACAGCCUCUACACCCUCGGUUGCCGAGACAACCGUGGGCGCAGUGGCUUCCAGUGAUGUGAUGGCAGGUGAACGGUGCUGCGAGGCGAGUUGUUUAGCCGCCUCCAACAACAACUUGCCGUUGCUGACAGAACCCGAUUUUACAUUGACACCGAAUGUGGCGACCAGCAUCGUUUGUAUCAAUAAUAACGACUGCUACAAUAACAACAAGAGUAGUAGCAUUGAUGCCGGCGAAUCAACCAUGGAAAGCAAAGCAGACGAUGAGUUCGUAACCAGCGCGACCUGUACGAGCAACAACAUCGACAUCGCUGAUGCUGGUGAGUGUGUAAUGUUAGCAAACGAUGGUGAGCGACGGGUAAUUCCGGUAGCGACUACUGCUACGUUGACGGAAGGCGACCCAGUGUCUGCGACGAGUACAGCACCAGACUCGUCAACUUGUGAGCCAAGUGGCACGCAAACCACUGCUACUUGCACCAGUGAGAGCAAACCGUACCAAGCCAUGUCGAUGGUAGUAGCACCGAUCGAAAUAGUACAAAGCACACAAACAGCCACGAACACCAUUAACAGCAGUACUACGGCAGAAGACGAAGGCGUGGAGCUGUCCGAAACAAAAGCAGAAGCGCUUGUUGCGACCGGCACGGACACAGCUAUGUUGACGACUGCAAAUAUUACCACCACCAAUGCCAGUGACGUAGAUAGUUUGCUAUCCUUCUCGCUGUCGUCGCUGUCGACACCGGCACCGCAUUCGCUACCUCCCUCUUCUUCGUCCACUGCUGUGGUGGCCACGGUCGCCACACUGCCACCGACGUCGGGGCUGUCCUUCGACCUGUCGUCGCCAACCACGACACCAAACGUGCUGGCAAAAUCCCAACAGGAAAUCAAACUUACCUCGGCUAGUGCAAUAAUGCAAACGCAUUCGACCCUGGAUGAAAAUUUAGCCAUACGGCGGCUACAUGAACCACACGAAAGACCCUCCCUUGAGAGCGAAGGAUUACUCCUCGUUUCUUCGAAUGCAGGAACGCAGCCAACUGUUGCGGUAGCAGCUGUGUGUUCGUCCUUAACACCCGACAAAGCAACCUCCGUCGAUGAGCAGGCGACACAUAACGGUAACAGGCCUGAUGCAUCAUCCCAUAUCUUAACAUUAGCCGAAGAGUUAUCGGCAGCGGCGGCGGUGGUGGCAGCAGCACAAGCAGUCCCAUCAGCAUCAGCAGCAACAUCGCUGCCACUAGCAACAGCGAGCGCCGUAGUAACCCUACCAAAGAGUGCUGCCGGCACAGCCAGCAGUAGCAGCUCACCGUUGAUACUGCACAGUAGCCUCAAGAAACCGAACAAACUGGGUGUGAUGACUGGUACGAGAGCGGCGAACGACGCUGUACGGAGGGUAUCCUUUCCAAGGGAUGCAGAACUCAUCACUGGCUACCUAGCUCCAGUUAAUCCUUGGGCAUGCAUCUCCAUCUGCAAGACACCGGAACUAGUCGAGCUGUACCGUAGCUCGUGCAAACGACAUAGCACGCUACCCCUGAAGAGCGUUCUCGAGCAUCUGCAGUCAGUCGACAUGACCAAAGGGCGAGUGCCGCUGCUGUCGCUGCGGGAUCAGAAUCUCAGCUAUGGCUCCUGCGAGGCACUAGAGGAAAUCUUCAAACACGUUCAGUAUCGGUGCAUCGACCUAUCGCACAGUGGGCUUGAUGAUGUGACCGCGAGCGUUAUGUUCGACAUCAUCGAGUACUAUGAAGCGGCCAACGAGCUAGACAUUUCCGACAAUCUGCAAAUGUCGAGCAAAUCGUGGACGGCCUGCAUAAAUAUGCUCAAGAAAAGCCAGGCACUGAACGUGCUAAUAACACGAGGCCCGACGAUAUCGGACUAUCAGGCGACGAACCUUGCCAAAGCCCUGAACACCUCUGCCAUACAUACGCUCAAGCUGGAACACUGUGUGCUCAGCCAGCAGCCGAUAGCCUCUCUUUGUUCAAUGCUAAAGCGCAACACUGUGUUACGAGAACUUUGGUUGGCGCACAAUCAACUGAUUUGCGAAGAUGCUCAACAGAUAGCGAAUUUGUUGCGCUCGAACUUCUACAUUCAGCUGAUCGAUAUUUCAAACAAUCGGAUUGGGGAUAAAGGAGUCGAGUACAUAGUAAAUGCAAUCGUCGAACAAUCGGUCUAUUUCAAGGACGUUCAGGAUAAGAAACGUAAAGCGGAUCUCAACUUUACCGAUCUUUCGAGCAGCUUGAACAGUAUCAAUAGCUCCAAGAACUACUUUCCCCAGCGGCUGCGAACGAGCGACUCGUUGAUGUCAAUCGCCAGCGACAACAGUGACACUAGCGGUACCUCACCGGCCGGGACUCCGCUCACGCCGCCAGUAACACCACCCUCGACACCAGCGCUACCAUCGAUAGAAUCGUCAUCAUCAUCAUCUUCUAUGCAGCAGAUACAGAGGAACAAUGUGGCAGAAAACGCUAACGAAGCUGCUAUUGCUACGGUCAAAACGGCCUCCACCGUGUAUACGACACUGACGCAAUCCAAUGACGAAAACCACCCACCACCGUCGCCGCAACCACCAUCACCGUCACCAUUAACCGGUGUAGCUCCGCCGAAUGUGAAUCUAGUGGAAACGAGUACAAAACUUAACAAUAGCAUAAGUCAGCAAAAUAGUGAUAGAGAACGGUUUGGAGCGGGGUUGGUGGUAACGGCGGAAGAGGCAGCAUUGAUCAGAGCGGCCAGCGGAACUAAGACGACAAGCGAGUGUGAUAGCUUAAUGAUAACGAGCCCUGCUGCAACAGUACAAAGCGAGCGCGUGGAAUCGAUGGGGGAGGCUCAGACGGUAGAGCUGGUGCUAAGCUUCGACCAGUCAGAAAGUCCUGUGCCGCAGUCCCCGAAAAAGGCACGCUUAGCUAAGCAAGACAGCGUACUGAGUGAGUUUGAAGCCGCCCUAAUCGAUCCCACGGAUGCCAAACCAAAGCAAGAAGAAGUGCAAAAGGAAGAGAGAGAGCAACAACACGGUGGUGGUCGUAGAGACCGUACUAGUUCCGACGUUAGUGACCCUACUGGUUCCGAGCAGCAGCCACAUCAGUUAGCAGCUAGGUCUGCAUCUACCAGUGCGAUGGACGAAGAUGUAUCCGAGCUGUGUGCCGAUUAUGACGAUGAUGGUAGCAAUUUGAAAAUUUCGCAGGAAAACCUGUUCGUCGAUUUAGCUAUCACCAAUGAUCCGGAGAAUAAGCUUUCAGAGAAGAGCGUUCUCGUGCCGGAAGUGGGACAGUUCACAGCAGUCGUCCUACCCGCGGCCCCGCUCAAAAAGGAUGAGUUGCAGCUGUUGAUCGAAAAGUCGCAACAUCAAGAACCACCGCUCGAGGCAGCGAUCGAAGCUCGCGAGGAAGGGGAUCAUAGCCAUACGAAGGAGGAAGGAAGGAAGGCGUCUAACGCCAAAGCGGAAGACACGUUGCAGCAGGUCGCUGCUCUAGAUGAGGAACAAACAAACAAUAGUGCCAUCGGUGGUGGUGCGACGAUGGAGUCGCUCAAGAGAAAUCGAUCGGUGGAGAUUGAAAUUAAAGGAGGUGGAACGAAGACGGUACCCCUGUCGCGAUCCCUCGAUUCCGUCGGUGACGAGUCCGAUUUCGAGAUGAACAGCAGUCCCUUCAUAAUGGCGGCUAGCCCGAGCAGCAAUUUCCCGAACGAACGUUCCUUCAGUUCCGAAAGCCUCAACAGUGAAACAUCGAUUGAUUCGAAUGACUCAAAGUCGAGCUUGAAGAUAAUCGAAUCGAAAUUUGCGGCAAAGAACGGUACCCUUGAGCGGCAGCAAUCAAAUAUUAAUCGGGACAUCGGUGGUACGGAUAGCAUUGCUUCAACAGCCCCCACUGGUUUGCAGGUGCUGGUGCUAUGGAACAACGAAAUCACACGGAAAUCGGCCUCAAAUUUUGCGAAAUUGAUCGAGAAAACGUCCACUCUGGACACCUUGAACGUGGGAAGUAACUUGCUGUGCAAUAGCUUCGUGACGGGCAUUGGACAAAGCCUGAAGACAAACGCAAGCUUGACGAACCUUGGCCUGCAAGGAGCACACCUGUCAGACAAGGGAGCGAAAGCGAUGGCUGAAGUGAUCGAGUUCGGCGGGAACGCCUCCUUACAGCGCAUCGAUCUACGCAAUAACAACAUUCAGAAGGCGGGACUGGAAGCUUUAAAUGAAGCGAUGAAGUCGAACAAAUCCGUCACGCGAAUCGAUCUAGAUGAUACGCCGCGCAGAGUUAAGGAUUCUACGCUCGACGGUGUCGGCUCGGAGUACAGCCGAUUGGUGAACAACAUUCGAGCGCAAUGCGAACGUAACAAGAACCCACCGGAACCCAGUGAGUCGGCCAAUAGCAGCACACAGGUGAGACGCGCGCGAGCCAACUAUCUGAGCAGCCGCAAAAUCUCGCUGACCUGUCAGUCGAUCCGAACUUCGCCGAGUGCACUGGCGGACAAACAACAUCUGCUCGAGCCCAGCGGCGGUACCAGUGGUCCUGGUGGGUGCAAGAAACCGAGUGGCCGUUUGCGUUCUCCGUUGCCCAGUCCCAUCCCAUCACCCAUUGCGUCACCCGUGCCCAGUCCAUCGCGUAAUCGCUUUCUCGUGUCUCGGGUUACCGACUCGACAGGGAGCGGGAGCGGUGGCAGCAGUGGUUUACUCGGUGCUGCCUCUACCUCACCGUCGCCCUCGUCAACCGGUAGCUCACCAACGUUGUUCUUCCCAUCGAACUCACGUUUCCGUGUGGUAACGGUCGCCGAGCCAGACCCCGUUGCCAAAGGUGCUAACACUCGCAGCGGUAGCACCAUCAGCCUGCCAAGCAAAUCAUCCUUCACAUCCUCACCGCCACCAGCUUCGUCGUCGGCGGCCAUUGGGAUGCCACCGUCGGGGUUGAUCGGUACUAGUGGCAGACGCCCUGUGUGCAGCUCAGCACCAACCUUUUCAUCCUUUUCUUCCUCAUCGUCCCCGUCGCCUUCUUCACCAUUGGCGGCAGCGUCUGUAACCGUGGCCGGUGUUCCGAGUGUGCGUUUGAACUCACCAUCGCCCCUGUUGCCUCCAUUAAGCAACCCGCUAAACAACACCAAUAUACUACCACCAACACUGCUCCCGAUGCCGACAGCGGCCGUGUCGGCGGCCAUGCCCAUGAUGGGAACAUUCGUUGCGGCACCCACAAUCCCACAGAUAAUACCACAAAACAUCCCGCUGUUGCAGCAGCAACACCCGCAAUUUACACCAUCUCCUUUGCUGUAUCAACCUCAGAUGCCACUGCAGCUGCAGCAACAGCAGCACCAGCAGCAGCCGAUACAGUGUGUACAACAGCAAGGCUAUCCACUGAUCACGACGUUUGUGGCCAGUGGCAAUGCAAUGAUUCCAAUGGCACCGCUACAACAGCAGUCUACAGUCAUUCCAACAGUGCCUCAAAAUACCGCUCCCCAUAUGACACCAUCGUCACAAAGGCUACUGCAACAAAUGCAACCGACCAUAUUACCACAAACACAGCCACCUUCGCUGGUGGCCACAACCCAGUACACCACACCUUCAGCCCCAUGCUAUCAUCCCCCCAAGGGACGCCAUUUAUCGACAUCGCACAACAGCAACAGCAGCAGCAGCACAACGCUCCACGAUUCCGUGCUUUCGUCGACGAGCAUCGAAAGCCCAGACCUCGAAGUGAAACGGUUUAUGUCCGGAGGCAUCAUGGACGAUAGCUGCUGUUCGUCGAUCAGCAGCAUCGAUUCGAUCGAUAAUCCUAACUUCAACAAUACAUCCAUCAGCUCGGCAGAUGAAAGCUUCGAUCUACUGACGGGUGCAAGCUGCUCCCCGAAACCGCUAGUAACGGGUAGCAGCGAUCACCGAUCACGGUCGACGAGUACGACGAGCAGCAGCAAUUCGGUAGCAACUCGACCGGCAGAAGAGAGCACACUUGUAGCUCGAUCAUCCACUGGACCGGAUGCUGUGCGAGUUUCUCCUUUGCAGCCACACUCAUCGACCAUGGUAGUAGUUGGGACUGGGGUACCGUUGCUACAGUCGGCCAGCUCCCAGGAAUCGCUGUACGAUGUACACGAUCUCUCCGCGUCGUCCAAUUCAUCCUCGCUAUCGGCUACCAACUGGACGGUCGGUACAAAACCACCACUACCAACCGUUGCUGGGGCUUCGGUUGUUGGUAACACUGCUCCAGUACCGGCGAGCAACUCAAACGAAAGUACUCUCACAGCAACGCAGCAUUUCGAAAAGGAACCGAAGAGCAGUGGUGGCAGCUCGCCAGCCGAAAAAGUGGCAGCGUCCGCACCGCGUGUAAGGAAAACCUCCUGGAUUCAUUCACACAUCGGAGGAGGAGGAAGCUCAGCCAGCAAGCAAGGAACGGAUUCUAGUUCAAGCGGCGGAAGUACACCAACACCCAGCGGCGGUAGCGGUUACCCGCCGGCUAUCGAAAAGCUGCUAAGCAUCUUCAAUCCAAGCAAUCUGUUCUCGUCUAAUAAAUCCUCUUCAGCAAGCCCACCGAAUGUCGUGGAAGGUGCCGGUAUCGGUACCGGGCCCGGUUCCGGCUCCGGUGGUUCGCAUCCUCCCUCGAGGAAGGAAAGUCCAAUGGGAGGAUUGUUUUACUGGGCUCACGGUGGGAGUAGUAAUGCAGGCAGCAAUAAUAAUACAAUUACCAGUCCGUCGGCGGCACCGAUUGCUCCGGCAAGUGCGAAGAAGGAUGAGGACCGCGUGCUAAGGGUGAAUGUAUCGCCUGAGACUACUCUCACACCGCAGCAACUGCAGCCGCUACAAAAUCAAGCUCAAAUACAUCAUCAUCAGCAUCAGCAAGCAGAACGAUCGCCGGGUGUUGCCGCGCACCAGCAGCAAAGUGUAGAGAACCUACCUCCGCAGCUGAAGGUGGAAAUGAAGGAAAAUAUUUCCCCAGAAAACACCAUCACGAACAAAUUGCUCACGACUGGUGUUGGUGUGGUGACGUCCGGCGGUGGCACUAGUGGCAGUUUGCCGGCGGAACCCUCGGUCGUGGUAGUAGCAACACCAAGUAGCAACCCGGUGCCAUGCGUGUCGAUGGUCACAGCACCACAUUCGAAGGUCAUCUUUCAGCUCGGUGGUGAUUACGACGAGUCGGAGGAUGAUAUUGAGACGCUGACUAGUAAAUUCGGAAAUGCAUCCAUGGGUCAUUACUAUGGAAGUCACCAGAGUGGCGCUAGCAGUUUGAUCGGUAGUACGGCGAGUAACAGCAGCGGUAUAAGCAUUGGUAGUGCAACGAGCGCCGGCGAAGCAAUCAGUGGUGCAGCGGCUGGGAGCGUGACUGGAGGUAUGGGGCGUUCACUAUCACCUAAUACGACAGCUGAAAGGCUAUCAUCCGAACCGACGACUAUGGUGCUGAGCCAUCUAGGACAACUGGCUAGGGAUUCGUUGAGCAUGUUCAAAAACCCCAGCCUCACAUCGCAGGACUCUAUGUCGAUCCGGUCGAUGGAUUCGUUGCCGGAAAUGACAAUCGAAGCGGCCGCCAAUUACAAUCCACUGACUGCUGUGAUGACGGCUCCCACACAUGCCGCUACUCAAGACGGAUUAACAGCAGCCACUACCACAAAAGCAACAACCGUCGUAACGACGACAUUGAAACAACGACCAACAGCACCAGAACAACCACCGUGUGUUGCGACGGAAUCGAUCGCAACGAAACUACCUACUAUAUCAUCAGCUACGCCAUCACCAGCAACAUCAUCUAUUUCUCCAACACGUUCAAUAUUGUCAUCACCCAAAUCGCCGCCACCACCAGCACCACCAGCAGCAUCAUCAUCAUCAUCGUCAUCGGUAGACAAAAUGGGAAGUCAGUAGCGAACCUGGGUGGAGCGAAGGAUAGCAGUGGAAGUACUUAUCUAGAAUGUUGUGCUAAACUCUUUAACCUGAUCCGUUCCCGCUUGCGUUUUUUUUUCUCUUUACUUUAUAUUUUUGCUUCGAAUCAAUGGGGACGCUCUUUAUCGCCGCCUUGUCUUGCUUAUUUGUCGGCCGGUCUGUCAGGUGUGAACAUCUCGCAAAACUGCGCUCACGAAACCGCAGCAGAAAACAAAACCUAGUGGUUCUCUUAUACGCUGGACGCAACAAGUCACUAAUGAAUCGAUACAGUACACUUCACGCCGUUAACUAGCCGGUGACAGGAGUAGAUUGUUUAGGAACAGUUUGUUCAAUUUGCGAUCAUUCCAUGCGAUGAGACAGAAUACUAAGAAUGAGAGAUGAUAGUAGAGUGGCAAUACAGAGCUCAGAAAGCUUGGAAGAGUAAAACGGUGGAGCAUGUUGGAAGAUUACUUUUAGUCGCUUCCUUACAUGUCCUUUGGAUGUGGGAAUCGAUGCACCUAAGAGGAAAAAAAGAGAAAAAAUAGUGCAGCAGUAGGCGUGUGCAGUUUGCGUUAACACUCCCAUCUCACCAAGACAAACGUUUACAGUCCACUGAUAAAAGCAACAUGAUGUGCCUUCUUUAAUAAUGGAAACCAAGAGACAUUACAAUCACAUUACACGACAUUGCGAGAUCCAUAAAAACACGUUGAUGACUAGAGGCAGGGAUAGAUGAAACACCAUAAGUUAAAUAAUCAAGCAACCCGGAACUAGAAUGAGGAGCAAUUUGUGCAAUUAAGGGGGUGCACUCGCGAGCAAACGAAAAAUCAACAACACUACAUGGAAUAACAACUCUUUGAUAAACUCUACUUGACUGAAUAGGAUUACACAGCGGCAUCCAGGCGUGACUAAUUUUUGCAUACAUUAUGAAAGUGCGUUGAUGUAUUACAGCCAUAAAUGGCCCAUGAAAGAGGAAGUAGAAUGAGAGGAACUAAAGAAUCCUACCCUGUCUCACACGGUCGUUGAAAGGAGUGAAGUGUACAUGUUCAUUCAAUGUGCAGUCCAAUGAAACAACAUAAAUGGUGGAAAACGAUGGUUAGUUGCAUCGUUGGACGUUGGUCGGGUGGUUAACAAAAGGCUGGUCAAGGUUGAGGUUGUGACAAAGCAAUCGUUGCCAAUUGCGAAUGGUUGAAAUAGCUAGAGUUGAUAAGUGAAAAAGCGAGAAAUGUGGCUAUGCGAAUUGAAGGAUUUGCUCGUAAAACCUUGACCAAAUUCACUUGAUCCGCAGGGCGAGCCCUGUUCCCUUGAUGAGACCCGAGGCGUUGCAGCUGUUGGGUGAAAUUUCAAAGUAAUUGAGCGGCCAAUAUAAAUAAUGGCAGACCGCGCAUUGAUUGAAUCCUGCCCUCCCAUUAUGAUUGGUUGCACACCGCCGACAUCGAACAAGUAAGCUGGUAGUAUCGGGCCCUUAACUGAUCGAUUCGUUAUUUCCCAGAUCUAUACACCAGAAACAUAUUUUGCUUUUUACAAUAUGAAUGCAACUCAAAAAAAUGAUCAGAACGGAGACGGUGCUAACAGAGUUAGACGUGCGCGAUGAAAGGUUGACAUCUUUAUAAUAUGCUAUGCUGGAAAGAAGUUCUUAUUACUACCGACCGUCUUUUACGAGUGACGAUUCCACGAUGUGUACGGGAUUCGUUUAUACAGGAUGUGCGCGAAAGCUAUGGCAACCGACUGAGCAUUAGAAACGAAGUACUUUAAUUUUGCACUCGUAGUGUAAGACCGGAGGAAAAAUACGUAAAACGGUCAUGGUAUCCAGUUCACGCACUUUGAAACAUCGCGAAUAGGAACAUGAAAACAAGAUGGUGUUGUGUGUGCUGUAAUGGAGAAGCAUAGUUUAAUUAUCUCGUAAUUUUUGUUUUGGCAUACAAUUACUUACCCACACGCCCAAUAACUUACAAAAGGAUUAUUUAAAAUGAAAUCAAUCAAAUCAUCCUACAACACUAUACUUUAGGCAUUCGUUUACUUAACCUGUUUCCUUAACAAAUCGAUCAAAAUUAACUAAAAAUUCAUCAGUCCUGCAAUAUCAUGAUGGCCAACCGCUCGAAAAAGGGCAAACAUUUUGAAGAUAUUAUCCUGACAUGAACUGUGGUCCUGAUUGGAGGUGAUCAGCGGUGGUUGACCAUUAUUCUUCGGCAACCCACCAACGUAUAAGUCCACUGUAUCUGAGUUGAUUAUCGCAACAUCACCUAGAGUGCGCAGUAUAGUUCAGAAAGCUAGUAUCUUUUUUUCUCUCUCUCUCUCUAUGUUGGGGUUCCUUGCGUGCUGCAGUAAUUACUCUUCUAUCGUGUCCAAACGAGUGGCUAGUGCUUCUUCUGUUGGUCGUGCCGGGUCUCUCGUAGUACAUUGGUGCGUGUAUCGUUUGGCAGUUGACUGGCUGUCUGUACAACUUAGUUUCCUUUUUCUGUGAUACAACAAAAGCACACUUGUGAUAAAGUGAAAUUUAUUGAUACAUAACGAUUUUACUGGUAUAUUGCACCAUUUUUUUUUGUUUUUACUUCUUCGUUAAGUAGGAUUCAUUUUGCCUCUUUGUGUUUUUUCUUCUUUUAUUUCUCUCCCCCUCCCUAAGAACUUCCGUUAUCAUUUGUUAUGUUUGCCGUAGCCGUGCAUUGCCGGUGGAAGCGAUUGACCAUUCACGUGGCAACGCUCAGCCGAACGAAUUGAUUUACAAAUUAUGUUAUUAACAUCAUAGGGAGCACGAGCGUGCGGAAAUUGUGAUAGCCAGUGUGUGCGCGUGUGUGUGUGUAUGUAUGUCUGUAUGUGCGUAUGUGUGUGUGUGUUGUGUGAUUGGAAAAAUCAUUGAAUGAAUGCGUGUUCGAAGAUCGAACAGUCCCAUAUUCUCCCGUUUGGUCGCAGUUUAGUGUGAUAGCAUUGAAAUCCCUGAAAUAUAUUUGACUUACAAACAGUCAACAGCAAAAUACAAAAAGAAGAACCACACAACCCUCAACCUUAUACGAACCCAAACCGACCGGCGGAAGGAGAGAAACUGUGAUACUCAGUCUUGGACACGAUGGAUAUCAUUUUCGUUAUGCUUAUCAACUCUAACCCUGAGGAGUAGCUUCACCCAGUGAUGAUGGUGCAGCACCUGUCCGUAAUAGUAGCUUGAAUGUCUUGCACUAGAGCUUGUACGUUGCAAUGCUUACAGUUUCACCAACAGAAAUAAAGAGGCAGUAGUAGGCUAGCUAGGAGGAUGCGAUGCGGUGCUUCUCCGAGCAUAACACCCUGCAAUACAUGAGGGUGGCAGCACCAUACAGCAGGCAAUCAAGCGACUGUUGCUUCCUUCCUCCACAUUUUCUAACAGCAUCAUCUCAUGACCAGCUCCCAACAUGAUCACUCUCACUUAAUUCAAAGCUCAUCCCAUCCCACCCCCACCUGAUGUUACUUCUAAUUCCUGUUACACCUUUAGUAAAUACCUACCGCCGAAUUCAUCCUCUCCAGCGGUGAAUCGUUGGAUUAAUUUAUAAUUUAGACCUUCUUUACCAAUAUACAGCUUCGUCUGUAUUUUUAGAUGUUAAUAGUUUAACGUUUAUGAAUUCGCGUCGAGCUCCGAUUUUCAUCCAACCUCUACAUUUACUGUGUUAAUGGAUCGAUUUAGUUUUUUUUCCUGUUUUGUUCAACUAUCUCUCAACUAUGUUUUGUGAAUAAAAUUGAACGGCCACAGUAGCAUGGAAUUUACUUCUCACUAUCACCCCCCGCCCCGUACUUUAAUUGUGUAUCGAGAAAACCUUCGACUACUUCACGACCUUCCCCCUCCCAACAAUGAGCUGAUUUAAUUUCAUAUUUUUUCUUCUUUUUUUCUUUCCCAACCUGUCCCCCGGUCCUGCACUAUCCAACCUUCUUCCCUUGGUCCGAAAGCCGAAGCCUGUGGGGCUGCAGUUUUGCUGCAACUGCGGCUUAAGCACGAACAACUGCAAGCCAAGAAGAAGUUAAUGAAAUCGAAAUCCUUACCCGACAUGAAAACAGUACACUAGGACUUUAAUUACCGUUCAUUUCAGGCCGAUUGAGUGGAGUAUUUGGUUUUUACUUUUGUGGUCUACUUCUUAUCCUCCCACACCGCAACCUUUCUUUUGUUCGCCCUCCAAGCACUUGCAAUAGCCGGGUGUGGCAGUUGGUGUUGCUAGUAGGCUUGGAAUAUUUUUCUGAUAUCGUUUCUUCAUUUGGCCGAUCGUUUUACAAUAAACUCUGUAAACUCCCUUA